This is a messenger RNA of Mercenaria mercenaria, 660 nucleotides long. RefSeq lists its product as uncharacterized. The coding region runs from base 1 to 660 and encodes 219 amino acids. Gene Ontology annotation, molecular function: nucleic acid binding. The transcript has 2 exons. NCBI's taxonomy places the organism in Eukaryota, Metazoa, Mollusca, Bivalvia, Venerida, Veneridae. The record is from RefSeq and is a predicted model, not a curated record.
AUGCAACAGGCAACAGGCCGAUUACCGUACCAGCCCAGUAUCACUCUUUCACUGCAUGUCGCCUGCAACAGAAUAGCUGUCAAAAGGAAAGAGUUGACACCUGAACAAAAAGAGAUUGUUAUAUUUUUGGUAAAUGAUGGACUUUCUCAAAGAAAAAUUGCAGAAGUGUUAGAAAUAAGCCAAUCUGGUGAGACAUUGUUUCUGAAAAGGUAUAACGCAAGAGAAAGUGUAGAAAAUCCACCUCGAAGUGGAAGGCCUUUAGCAGCAGGUAGAAGGGGUGACCGUCAGAUUAUGAGAUUGGCUAGAAGUAACAGAAGGGAUCCUUUAGCAGAAAACACUGGACUAGCAAUUGGGACAUUGCCUGAUCCGAUAUCAUCUAGAACUGUUCGACGUGGAUUAAAGUUUCAUAAGUAUACAAGGAGGAAUGUAAGAAAUACACUAACCAUCAAUACUACUAACCGAAAAAGGCGUGUCUCGUGGUGUAAACAGAAAUUACAUUCGACUCUAAAUAGAAACUGGAACAAGGUGAUCUUUACUGAUGAAACUCAAGUGAAACUUGACAGUCUAAAGAGAGUAAGUGUUUGGAGAAAGGCAGAUGAAAUCUGGCGUCCUGGGUGUCUCGGUCAACAUGGAGGUGGAUGUGUGUCUGCUUUGUUUUGA